UACAAAAUAUCAAUGAAAUUUCAACUUCAUUUCUUACUGAAAUUUUUCUUUUCCUAAACACAUAUAUCUAACUAAAAAAUGGAAUAUCAGUCAUGGCUAUAGUUGGUUAUAUGUACUAACACCUGUUCACAAAUAAUCGUCCUUGGAACAUCGAAAAACGGAAUAAUUUGCGUUUGUUAUAAGGAAGAGGUCACAAAGCUCGAUAUAGCCCACGAUGACCGCCGAAUCAAUAGUAGAAAACGCAGAGCCUUCAAAGGAUGAAAAGCAGAUGGCAAAGAAGAAGCCGGGAUUUCCAAAACGUUACGUCAUAACGUUGAUGUUGUUUCUAGGAUUGGCUACACAAUAUGCACUUAGAGUUAACAUCAACAUCGCCAUUACUGCAAUGUGUAAUAACAUAACUGUCAAACAAAAUGGAUUUACCAUAACAAAGCCAGCAGAGUUUCACUGGAGUUCAAAACUGCAAGGAACCAUUCUGGGAUCUUUCUUCUAUGGGUAUAUCGUACUGCAAAUACCAGGAGGGUAUCUGGCAUACAGAUUUGGCGGAACGAAGGUUUUUGGUUUGUCCUUAUUCGCUGGAUCCCUGAUGACUCUGCUCACGCCAUUGGUUGCGCGAUUUUCCGUCGUCGCUCUUAUUAUCCUCCGUGUUCUAGAAGGAGUUUUCCUGGGCGUUCUUUUUCCUUGCAACCACGAUAUCUUAAGAAAGUGGGCACCAGCAUCUGAGAAGGCAAGGCUAUUUGCAAUCACUGUCGCAGGUUGUCCGGUUGGUACUAUCAUCACCAUGCCUUUGUCCGGGCUCCUGACAAAAUACGGACCCCAAGGUUGGGCUUCAACGUUCUAUUGUUUUGGGGCUGUUGGACUGUGCUGGUCUUUUGUCUGGAUGCUGAUUGUUCAUCCAACUCCCGAUGAGCAUCCGACCAUAUCCGACGAGGAGCGAGAAUAUAUUAUGAAAGAAACUGGCUCAAACCAAAGCAUGAAUGAGAAGGUUCCAUGGUGUUCCAUCAUAACCUCUGCUCCAGUCUGGGCGGUUAUCAUUGCAAAUUUCUCCGUCGACUGGGGAUUGUACACAAUCCUAAUUUGCAUUCCCAAAUACUUUGUCGAGGUUCUGAAGUUUGACAUUGCCAAGACUGGUUUCGUCGCCUCUUUGCCUUACGUAGUGAAGGCUUUCGUUGGUCCAACAGGAGGACUUAUCGUAGAUUUGAUGAUCAAAAACGGAAUGAGCGUCCGAAAUGCGAGGAGAUUGAUCUUCACUAUUGGUUGUACCGUCGCAGCCGUCUUCGUUCUUGCUGUUGGUUACGCCCCAAAUCCCGUCAUGGGGAUCGCGUUUCUCUGCAUUGGUGUGGGCAUAACCGGGGUGAACGCAACAGGUUACGCUGUAAAUCUGCUGGACAUUGCGCCAAGGUUCGCCGGCGUCAUUAUGGGAAUUACGAAUGUCUUCGGUUCGUUACCAGGCUUCCUUAGCCCACAAAUCGUUGGCAUAAUUACUGUGAAUAAGACCGCGGCUGAAUGGCGUACCGUAUUCUGGAUAACAUUCAUCGUGUAUUUGGCUGGUGUAGUUUUCUUCGGAGCUCUAGUAUCAGGGGAGAAACAGGAGUGGGCAAUGUCUCCGGAAGAGCUGAAAGCACAUAAAGAGAAAGAAAAGGGGAAAGAUGACAAAGAGCCGAAAACUGACGAGGACAAGGAAGAAAAAGAGAAUAAGGAGGAAACACCAAAUGGUGUGGCAGGGAACAAGGAAGGAUCGGACGAGGCAGAAGGUGUGAAAGGUGGAUCAGAGGACACAUCGGGUGAUAAAGGGGGAACAAGACGGUGGUGAGAGUAAGGAGGAAUCAGAUGACACUAAACCCGGUGAAGAGAAAAAUGACGAUGGUGAAACAAAGGAAGAACAACAGGAUGAAAGCACGAAAGGAGGAGAAAAUGAUGAUGGCUCUGACGCAAAAGAAUAACUAUGACUCGAGGACAAAAUAUGAAAGAAAUUAUACCAGCUUACCAGCUCAUGAAUAUAGAAAUCAUUGUCUUGUGUUAAAUUAAAUAAUUCCAU
Molecule: messenger RNA, 2035 nt
Organism: Dendronephthya gigantea
Lineage: Eukaryota; Metazoa; Cnidaria; Anthozoa; Malacalcyonacea; Nephtheidae
Product: vesicular glutamate transporter 1-like
Exons: 11
Coding region: 215-1810 (531 amino acids)
Biological process (GO): monoatomic anion transport; transmembrane transport
Molecular function (GO): transmembrane transporter activity
Source: RefSeq, a predicted model, not a curated record